Messenger RNA from Papilio machaon (common yellow swallowtail), 1324 nucleotides. RefSeq lists its product as uncharacterized. The transcript has 6 exons. The record is from RefSeq and is a predicted model, not a curated record. NCBI's taxonomy places the organism in Eukaryota, Metazoa, Arthropoda, Insecta, Lepidoptera, Papilionidae. Bases 89 to 874 code for a protein of 261 amino acids.
CUACGAGACAAGUAGGACGUUGUCUGUGCUCUGUUAAAUUGUACUUUUCAUUCAUUUUGAUUACAGACUGUGACAUUAUUGUUCUGUGAUGGCAUUGAAAUAUACUGUGACUUUAGGCUUGUUCGCGCUGUUUUUAGAAGUAGCAACAGAAGGAAUUCAUUUAAAUAUUACGAGCGCUUGGAAGCCGGACUUCGGUUGGGAGGUGACGUGCAUGUGGGAGACACCGCCCAAUGAUACUCUUCAGUCGGUGCGCUUGCAGAAUAAUGGGCAGCAGUUCAUGAUCUACAGACCUGAGAUACACGGAGCAUCGAGAGUGGAAACGUUCAGAACACCAGGGAAUGUGUUGAGCGUCGAUUGUACAUUAACCGCGACAAAGGGCCGCAAAGGGCGAUGUGUCCUCACGAUCGAGCCCUACCAGCCGCCCAUGAGCGAUUUCACGUACACGUGUGAAGUGUCCGGAGAGAGGCCGACGUUCAUGAUUGAGAGGAUGGAUUACAUUGUUAAAACCAUUGUGCCACCUGCCAGUGCCAAAUUAGAAUACAAGAAGUACGAUGAAGUUUCUCCUGGACGUGUUAUGAUAAACUGCACAUCUUCCGGUUUGCCAGCGCCGAACUUGCAGUGGACUGUUGCUGACGCUAAGGUUCAAGCUGACUUUACUGGAAGAUUCUGGAACAGGACAACAAAGUUAUGGCAUGUUUGGUCUUUCUUUGCAUACACUAGAGCAGAUCCAUCUACAACGGUCACAUGUAGUCCUGAAGUAUUAACCCAUGAAGAGCUUCUUAAAGGAACACCAGCUACAUUCAGUUCUGCAAGUCUAAUAGAUUCAACCAAAACUAUGAUAGUGCUGUUUACAAUUGUGACUCUUCUUCGGUGACGUUUGAUUUAUGAAUAAAGGAAGUGAUACUUAAAUGAAACAAGACAUAUGUUUUAGGUUAUAUUUCGGCAUAAUAUCGUUAUGAACGAACUUUAUAUUACAAUGCUGCGGUUACACUUAUUAAAUACCCGUAAUAUGUAAAUAGCAUGUAUAUAUUCCAAACGACGAAAAGACGUGUAAGAUAUAUCUUCAAAUGUAAAGCCUGUCGUACACAAGGCAAUGUAAAUCGCCGAAACUAAUAUUGUAUGUAGCUCCGUACACACUACGUUGAAGCGUCGACAUGUCUGUACAGUAAAGGCAUAGCGACUAUAUGUCAACAGCCAGAUUUACUCCGCCAUCUUAAAAAUUGCAGUCUUUUCUCACGACGAUCUUGAUAAAUAGGUCGCGAGCGACUGUCUUUGGCGAUGACCCAUGUUAUUGUAUUGCGUAAAUUGUUUGGCGAUUGAAAUC